Messenger RNA from Trichoplax adhaerens, 1113 nucleotides. RefSeq lists its product as uncharacterized. The coding region runs from base 1 to 1113 and encodes 370 amino acids. The transcript is spliced from 5 exons. Lineage: Eukaryota; Metazoa; Placozoa; Uniplacotomia; Trichoplacea; Trichoplacidae. Gene Ontology annotation, molecular function: protein binding. The record is from RefSeq and is a predicted model, not a curated record.
AUGAGCGAUGUUAUAAUAACACCUAAUAGUCCAAUUUCCCCGGUAAUCCAUCAAACUAUAAGUUUACAAUGUACAGCCAGGCUAAUUGACAAUCAAGGAAGACCUUUAGAUUUAUUAUCCUUUGGUAAAGUAGAAAAGACGUGGCCACCAUACUUAUUGGUUAUGAAUUCUAAUAAAGAUUAUUUAAUUGACGAAGGAGAUCAAUCAACCGUUAAAAGCUUUUAUAACAAAUCAAUGACAAAUGUUACAAUAGGGAUCACUAUCCUCAAUAUCACAACAAGCCAUGAUGGUAUUUAUAAAUGUGCUGCUUCGUAUUUUUCCGCUAUGCAAGAUGAUAAAAAAACUAUUAAACUCAAUGUCUUAGUACCACCUAAGGAGCCGAAACAUUUUGAACUUGUUAAUCGCUCUAAUUCCUCUGCUCUAUUCACCUGGUCUCAUGCUGACGAUAAUCAUCACAAGCAUCACUAUGUCGUAGAGUGUGCAUCGACGAACCAUUUCUGUCAUUCUAUUCAAACCGAUACAAAUCAAACUUCCCUCAUUUUAAAGGGGUUAAAGCCGCAAAAUUGCUACACUUGCACUUUGCUUUCUAGAGAUUACAUUGGAGACAGCUUAAAAUUAAUGUUGCUCGUUGGAGCAGCUUCUCCAUUUAAAUGUUGCCGUUCAUCGUCCACUUCAUCAUCGCUUGACAUACUAUCUGCUACGAUAACUGAUGAAACUGGAACCUUACAAACUACGACUAACCCAACUACAACUACAGAAAUCGAGAUCUCAACAACGAUAAAGAAAGAAUCUAUGAUUACAGAUAAAUUAAUUCCAAGCGCAUCAACCGUAUGUUCUCCCGAUUUAAUGAUUACCGCAACACAAACUUCUAAGCCUGAUGUAGAAACUUCGACAAUCUUAAAUUCAAUUUCUCCAACACAUACUAAUAGUCUCUCCGAUAGCCACGGUAUUAAUGAUACUAGGGUCAAUACUACAGCAGUGGAUGCUAAUGAAACACGACAAUCCGUGACUCAAAUGCUAUCUAUUGGGAUUAGUGUUGGAUUUUGUCUGUUGGUGAUUAUCGGAGGCAUUUUAUAUCGAAUAUGGACGAAACGGUUAGAAAUGAACCCUUGA